Messenger RNA from Physcomitrium patens, 5714 nucleotides. NCBI's taxonomy places the organism in Eukaryota, Viridiplantae, Streptophyta, Bryopsida, Funariales, Funariaceae. The record is from RefSeq and is a predicted model, not a curated record.
UUUUUUUUGGCUGAGUUGGGGGUUGAGGUCGUCGCGGGGGUUCGGCGAUUUGGUGAUUUGUCGAUGCGGUGCCGAAUGGUCCAUCGUGUGCGUGGUGUUGUUGAUUUUGGGUGGUUGUGGAGAGUGAGUAAGCUUGGAGGGUAAUGGUGCAGUAGGGUUUUGGUUUCAGAGUUCGAUUUCGAGGUUCUUAGGUUUGUCGAUGGCGUCCGUUAGAAGUUGGAUCUUGUCUGAUUUUUGUUAGAGGCUUUCGUUGUGGCCAGUUCUUGCAUCGUGUUUGGUGACAAUGGUCUGUUUGUGUUGAGUAUGUAUCAGCGGUGCAGUAGUGGUGAAUAGACAUUUUUGUAGUGCUUUUCAAAGUUUUAAUUGCUCGCUAAUGCCACUGUGCUUUGGAGCAAUGCUACGAAUGAGAAAUGGUUUUAAUCUUGGUGGACUUUAGAAUUUAGCUAUCGCAGUGUGAGUGGGCUUCGUCGCCCUUACAGAAAAUACCGUCAGGAAGCUCAUUUUCUAUUCUCAUUAUUAUUAUUAUUAUUGAAAAGAGAGUGGUGGCUUCAGUGGGUGUAUACUGGGAUCUUACCUCUUUUCUAGUUCGAUUGAAGAGUUGGAGUUUUACGUUGCGAGUAGCUACCUGUGAGGAUGCGGAUAUACAUCAAAUUUGUAUUUUCCACGCAGUAAAUUACUUUGAGCAAGCGAUUAUCAGAGAAUUUUUGAGGUUGCAGUAGUAGCAUCCAAUGUUCAACUCAAUCGGUAGUUCCGCCACUCUCUUUAAAUACGCACUUCCUGUGAUAUAAGGUGGCGAGAGGUGGAGACAGAGGUGUUGGGAGAAAAAACAUCCUGUGCUGAGAGGAGCUACAUAUGUCGGGUUUGUCACCGAUGUAUACGCCACAGGGUAUGCGGGGGUCUCCACAUCAAAGAGAGACACCUAUCCGAUCUCUGGCACGAGAGAAAGGAAAAACUUCACCAGCAACUGCUACUACUGUAGGUGUGGUGACGACCACAAUGACUACCUUAACGGCGGGAGGUGAGGAAGGUCUGGUUCUCAUGAAUCCUUUGACCGGAGCGCCAGACACAAAUGGAGAGGCUGAUGGAGUGCCGGACACUGAUGUCUGGAAGAGGUUCCAGAGUGAAGGCGCUCUGGACAUUUCAUCUCUCGAACGCAAAGACCGCGCUGCCUUACACGCUCGGAUCGCUGCCUUGGAAGCUGAGCUAUACGAUUACCAGUACAAUAUGGGUUUGUUACUGCUCCAGCGCAAGACAUGGUCGUCCCAAGUUGAUGAACUCAAAGCUGCAGUUGCAGAUGCUCAAGGAACACUCCAGCGCGAGAAGGCUGCACAUUUAUUGGAAUUAACUGAAGUGAUUAGACGUGAGGAAGCUGCAAAGAGUGCCCUGGAAACUGAGAAGCAGUGCGUUGCGGAUUUGGAGAAGGCGUUGAAGGAAAUUCAGGCUGAUGAGUCGGAAGUCCGACAAGCAGCAGAUAAGCAACUCGCUCAGGCUCGGGAGUUGGUGGCCAGUAUAGAAGAGCGAUCUAUUCAGGCGGACCUGAAAUUGGCACAAGUUCAAGUUGUGCGUGCUGAUGCAAAUCGUAAACUUCAAGAGUCUGAGCACCGGCUUCAGGAAGUGGAAGCCCGAGAGGUCGCUCUGCGUCUAGAGCGCCAUAGUCUAAUUGCCGAUGUGGAAGCACGAAAGGAGCAAGUGGAGUCAGAAGAGGCCAGCUUGAGGGAGUGGGAAAAACGACUUGAGGACGGCAGGAUGCGAUUGCAGGAAGGAGAACGGCUUCUCAAUGAGCGUGAAAACUCCUUGAAGGAGCGAGAUGAGGCCUUGAAGCAGAUUAAUCGAGAGGUGGCAGAGGCCCGUUCAUACAUUGAAAAGGAACGGGUUCUUAUCCAGAAAUCAGAUGUUGAUCUCAAUGCUCGUGCAGUGGCUUUCUCAGAGAAAGAAAGGGCUUUAAGUGAGCGAGAGUUGGAGAUAUUGAAAAAGGACCAGGAUUUGAUACUCGCCGAGGAGAGGAUUGCAGAUAAAACCCGGGAAUUUGAGACUCGCGAGCAACAAGUUCGGGAGACGGAAGUAUACUUUGGGCAAGAGAGAACUCGCUUGAGUGACUUUGAAACUGCUUUGAAAUUUAGGGAGGAGAGCUUAGAAGAGCAGAAACAUGAACUCGCUGAAAUGGAAAAAUUUCUCAAGAGUCAUACGUCAGAUGUGGAUUCAAAGAAAGCAGAGUUGCUGACAGCGGAGGAAGAGCUGCGCUCAGUUCGCAAAGUACUUGCUGCCGAGAAAGAGGAGGUCGAAACCUUGAAACUAGUUGCUGAAUCCCGGGAGGCUAGGUUGCGGCAUCUGGAAGCAGCGAUCACGGCAAGGGAAGAAGAGUUGGAGUUGCGAGUCCAGGAAGUCGUGGACCGCGAGAAGGUUUUAGAGCGUCGUUUGGAGGAGGUGAGCAACUUGGAACAAGGUAUACGUUUUGAGGAAAAGAAGUAUGAGAACGAACAUCAGCGCAUUGCGGAGCUGAAGGAGGAGAUUCGCAAAGCCAAGCAGGAAAUGGAGGAAAAUAAACGGAAGCUGGAACUUCAAAAGCAACAGAUUGAGGAGGAGAGAGAGCAUCUUCGGCGAGAGUGUGAGCUUGAGCGACAGGAAAUUGAGGAAGAGAGGGAGAAGGUCCGGAAAGACUGGGAGGAGGAGCGCGAGGAAUGGGAGCAGCAAAGGCUUCUUGUCCAAAAGGAUGUGGAGUACAAGAAGGAGCAGCUAGAGUUAGAGCAGGAGCGUCUCCGUGGAGAGUUGAAAGCAGAACGUGAAAGGCAGGGUGCAGAACUAGAAAAUCUGCGUGUGAAUCUCCACAAUAACCUGGAAGUACUGCGUGAGAAACUGAAGGCAGAAGUUGAGUACGAACGCGAUGCCCUUCGCAAGGAGAUCGAAGCUGACCAGGAACGGGUUGCAGGCCUUCGGGAGGAAUCACGGAAGGCCAUUGAAGCUGAAAGAGAGCAGGUUGAUGAGGGGCGCAGCCGGAUCAGACGGGAGCUUGAGCUCGAGAGACAGCAGCUGAUAGAGGAGAGCGAGCGAGCACAUGCUGCAAUUUACCUCGAGAGGCAAAAGUUUGAAGACGAGCAAGAGAAACUGAAGGCGCUUGAACAGGAGAGAGAAGAGCUUGUUAGGAUUCAAGUUCAAUUAAAGCAGGAGAUCGACGAAAUAAGGGCAAGGAAACAAUUUGUAGACGAAGAGGCCCAAGAGCUGAAACAGCAGAAGGACCGAUUUGAGCGGGAGUGGGAGCUCCUGGACGAGAAGCGGGAGGCCACGAGAAAAGAGCGAGAGAGGUUUGAGGAAGAGUUUAAGAGGGUCACUGAAUGGAUGCGUGAUGAGGAAGAGCGGCUGAAAGAAACAAGGCGGGAAUUUCAGGAACAAUCUCGAAGGAUGACCGAGGAACUCCAGAAGGAACGGAUAUCAUGGGAGUCACGCUUGGAGACUGAGCGAAACCAGCUCUACGCACAGCUCGAUGCGGAGCGCCAAGAAUUGAACCGCAACCUUGAACGCCAACGCGAGGAUCUUGACCGUCGUCUUGAAUUAGAAAGUGAAGCCUUCGCGAAGCAAUUUGAAGAGCGGGAGGCUCAAUUGAGGGCUGAGGUAGAGCAGGAGAAGGAAGAUCUGAGAAAGAAUCGUGGCUCUGUCAUUGGAGAAUUAGAGCAGCUGCGGGCAGAGCGCUCCAAGCUUGAGAAAGAGCGUCAGGAACUCUUGAAACAACGAGCAGAUGCUGAGAAAGAAUGGGAUGAAAUCAAGAAGGAUAUCCACCAGCUGCAGGUGCAGGGUGAGAAGCUACGUGAGCAGCGCCAGAGUCUGCACAUUGAGCGGCAAAACACGCUUCUUGAGACUGAGCGGCUGCAAAAGCUGCGGGAUCAGAUGAAAGGUUCUGAGGGCUCCAUGAGUAUGCGUGUGUCGGAACAACCAAUGCGCAUGGAUGAGGAGGUUGUGUCUCCUCAUUCGCACGGUCUCGUUCGCACUGAUACUCUGCGAACAUCUGCACUCCCCUUUGUGCUCGGGACGCACCAUGCCUCAAGCUCCCAAACACCUUCUCGAAGGAUGAUUGCCAGGACGCCGAGUAGACUUGCAUGGAUUCAGCGAUGUGCAAGCAGGGCUUCCCAGUUGUUUUUGUCCCCUAACAAGCUGCUAACAGGUCAAGAACCAAUUCUGGAAGAGAAGACAGAUGACGAGGGUGAGCCAAGGCUAGGUGCAAAUGAUCCAUGCUCAAGCUUUAACCAGUCACAGCUCGGCCAGGUCUUGGAUACUACAGAAGAUUCUCAUAGGUUCAAAAGAACAUGGUCUACACAAAGGGUCGUUGAAGAGGCCAAUACUAUUCCGGGGUUACAGGAAGAGAAGAACUUUGAGAGCAGAAAUCGCUCAAAUGUUGUUACAUUCUCUACUCCUGAUGCAAGUGGUGAUACUCGGAAAAAGAAAAGAGCUAGAGGAAACGUGGAUGAUGAAGUGCCCCUUCUCCAGUCGCAGCCGGAUGCAGAGGACCAGGGUGGCACGAAGCGGAAGAAGAGGAUCAAAGAUAUUAUGGUCGAGUCUGAGACCAACGGUGACUCUCUUAUUGACACCCCACGUUCUCGUGUUGGUACUCCGGCCACCAAGCGCUACAAUUUUAGGCCCACUACCAUCGUGAACAUGAUGGGUGCCUCUGAGAACGAGUCGUCCCGGCAUCAUGAUCAUUCAAAUAAGAAGGCAGCUUCUGCAGCCAACCAACCAGCAGCUGCAUCUGUCGACAGGUUGCCCGACGCUUCAUCACAACCCGUUCAAGACACUGAGAUUGACAUGCACGAAGCGCCGACUGUGGAAGAGGGAUUCGAAGCACGCGAACAAAAUAAUUCAGUAGCAGAGGAUGAUCAAGAAAGGGAUACAACUGCUGCUGUGGCUGAUCAUUUUCCUAUAACGCAAGUAGUGACAGAAACCACUACAACCGUAACUGAAACUAUCAGAGAACAAGCAGUUUUUGAUCUAAAUAUAGGAGUAGAGAAUGUAGAGAUUGCUAGGACAGUGCCAGAGCAAGAAGGUAUUCCGACGGCAGGAGAAGUAUAUUUGUCCAGGUCGGUGUGGUUGCCCGGUGAAGCAGAGGAGGCAACCGCAGGUGAUUCUCUUGUUCAGGCCGAUGAAGCUGAUGCUAGGGAUGCACAAAACCAGUCCGAUCGUUCUGAUGAGGAAGUUGCUGAGGUAACGGAUGACUCAGCUGAGGAGGUUGAUGAAGAUGGGAAUGGUACUGAGAGUGGUGAAAAUGGUGAUGCGGCUUCGGUUGGUGGAGAAUCUCUUUCUGAGGAGGAAAGUGGGGCAGAGGAGGUUGAAGAGGAAGAUGUAGGGGAGGUUGAGGAUGAGGAUGAGUAUGACACAAGAGAAGACGAGCCAGACGACGAAGGACCUACACCAACAAUUCGAGAGAAGAUAUGGGACUUUUUAACCACAUGAGUUACGGUGUAAUGAUAUUUAAGCCGCAGGCUUGUAGAAUUGUAGGGUUCAGCAAUUUUAGGGCUAUAGAAUUUCAAUUGACACGCAAAUGAGGGUGGGUCUUCGACUAUGUACCUGACUCCCUCUGCACCUGCCAUUUUUUCUUUAAAGCAAUCAUGUCCAAGUAGGAAAGAGCCGACCGUGUUCGACACUGAUCACAGUUCAUUUUUGCUGGUUGCUUUUGCUUUACUCAUGUACAUACAUGGCAGCAUUACAACUACUGUUUUUAUGUUUUUCUU